GGCGCGUCCUCCCGGGCCGCCCCCCGCGGGCGUCAGAGGAGGCGGGCGCCCCGCGCGGUGACGGCGACGUGCGGUCGCGGGCGCUCUCAGCUCGCCGCCGCCGGAGAGGCCGCUGACCCCUCGGCGCGCGCGGCAGGCUCGGAUGGCUCAGGCGAAGAUCAGCGCGAAGGCCAACGAGGGGCGCUUCUGCCGCUCGUCGUCCAUGGCCGACCGCUCCAGCCGCCUGCUGGAGAGCCUGGACCAGCUGGAGCUCAGGGUGGAAGCUUUGAGAGAAGCAGCAACUGCUGUUGAGCAAGAGAAGGAAAUCCUGCUGGAAAUGAUACACAGUAUCCAAAACAGCCAGGACAUGAGGCAGAUCAGUGAUGGAGAAAGAGAAGAAUUAAAUCUGACUGCAAACCGUUUGAUGGGACGAACCCUCACCGUUGAAGUUUCAGUAGAAACAAUUAGAAGCCCCCAGCAGCAAGAAUCCCUAAAGCAUGCCACCAGGAUUAUUGAUGAGGUGGUCAGUAAGUUUCUGGAUGAUUUGGGAAAUGCCAGGAGUCACUUAAUGUCAUUAUACAGUGCAUGUUCAUCUGAGGUGCCACCUGGGCCAGUUGACCAGAAGUUUCAAUCCAUAGUAAUUGGCUGUGCUCUUGAAGAUCAGAAGAAAAUUAAGAGAAGAUUAGAGACUCUACUUAGAAAUAUUGAAAACUCUGACAAGGCCAUCAAGCUGUUAGAACAUUCUAAAGGAGCUAGCUCCAAAACUCUGCAGUAAAAUGCUGAAAGCAGAUUUCGGUUUCUAGCCUAAAGUACUUACAAGUAAUGACAUAAAAAUGAUAAAAUACCAUUUUAAGUGAUAACUCGUUCUUUAUGUUAGGCAUAACAACUCAUUUGGUACUGACAGUUGUUUCAGGUGAGGAAAAUAUUCCAGUGUCAUCACUUUUGUGCAUAAUUCAAUUAAAACUAGAAAUAUUUUAAUCUUUUUUAGACGUUUUUAGAUAAAUUCUUAUGUUUUGACUAGCACCUUUAUAUAUAUAUAAAUACAUAUUUUUUACUAUUCUGUGGAUGAAUACUUUGUAUGAGAAAGUAAGUGCUCAGCUAGAGGCAAGAGAACCACUGUUCUUUUCUGGGUUUGGGCAUGGAAAUGUGGUUAUGUGGGGCAUUUGGGUGACAAAAUCUUACUCACGAUACACACUACACAUUCUGUUAACCACACAGUGUGUUUAUAGGGAUAAAAGGAAUCACAAAAUAAGAACCUUUCCCUGUGUCUUCUCUUUCGUACAAUUUUUUUAGAUAUCUUUAUGAAAUUAUUCUGAAUGUAAAGAUUUGUGCAUCUAAUAAUAUGAAUGCAUUUCUUGAUAUAUGUGAAAACAUAAAAUGUGAAGGAAUUCACCUCUAAUUUUGCCACUGAACAACUAUAUACCCACUUCAUCUUCUUCAUCUUUUUCAAGUGCAACAUUUCUGUAAAUUUUUAAUCAUUACAGAAAUAAGGGUGUUGUAACUUGCCUUUGAAAAGAAAAAUUUAAUUCUGCCAUAAAGUCUGCUUAAUUGUCAACUUAAAAACCUCUCUUCUGUGUAGUUGACCAGGUUACUUACCUGUUCCCCUUAUUGGGCCUCAGAUUGUUUCCAACUUGUUGCUUAUUCCUGCAACGUUUUUAUGUACAUACAGCUUUUUUCUUCUUUCUUUUGUUUUUGAUUUUCUUUGUUAAGAUUCCCAGCAGUGGGAUUUACUGCAUCAAAGGGUAUAUACACUUUAUGGCCUGACAUAUUUCCAAAUUUUUUUGUGUAAGAGUUAUGUCAAUUUAUACUGUCUUCAAUAAUUAAAAUGUAGCUUUCACUGAAAGCUUUCCAGCA
Messenger RNA from Manis pentadactyla (Chinese pangolin), 1833 nucleotides. It is a transcript of the gene BAG2, whose product is annotated as BAG cochaperone 2. Bases 143 to 754 code for a protein of 203 amino acids. The transcript has 3 exons. Lineage: Eukaryota; Metazoa; Chordata; Mammalia; Pholidota; Manidae. The record is from RefSeq and is a predicted model, not a curated record. Gene Ontology annotation, molecular function: adenyl-nucleotide exchange factor activity; protein-folding chaperone binding. Gene Ontology annotation, biological process: protein stabilization.